CAUACACAACACACUCUACUAUACCAAUGUUACGUCCAGCAACUACCCGUAUGGCCAUGCGCCAGACUUCACGUUUGCUUAGCACCGUGAAACUUACAAGCACCACCAACAGUUACCCCACCGGUCACGUGGACGCCUCUGCUUCGCCAUACAUUACCCCUUCAUUCAUCAACAAUAAACUUGUCAAAUCUGAAUCUAAGACUUGGUAUGAUAUUCAUGACCCAGCUACAAACCAAGUGAUUCUGAAGGUACCACAGUCGACUCCAGAAGAACUUGAACAAGCCAUUGACGCGGCUCACCGCGCCUUUCCGGUCUGGAAGAAUUACUCCGUCAUCAAACGUCAGGGGAUUGCCUUUAAAUUUGUUCAAUUAUUAAGAGAAAAUAUGGACAGAAUUGCUGGUGUGAUUGUUUUGGAACAGGGGAAAACUUUUGCUGAUGCCAAAGGUGAUGUUUUACGUGGGUUACAAGUGGCUGAGGCCGCGUGUAACGUGACCAACGACUUGAAGGGUCAAACUCUUGAAGUUGCCAAGGAUAUGGAAACUAAAAUGAUUAGAGAACCUUUAGGGGUCAUUGGAUCGAUUUGUCCAUUCAAUUUCCCAGCCAUGGUUCCUCUUUGGUCCUUACCAUUGGUCUUGGUGACUGGUAAUACCGCCGUGAUCAAACCUUCGGAAAGAGUCCCUGGGGCCGCCAUGAUCAUUGCAGAACUUGUAGCUCAAGCUGGAGUUCCAGAGGGCGUUGUUUCCAUCGUCCACGGGAAACAUGACACCGUGAACAAGAUCAUUGAAGACCCAAGAAUCAAGGCCAUCACCUUUGUUGGUGGUGACAAGGCUGGGAAGUAUAUCUAUGAAAAGGGUUCUGCCCUCGGAAAGCGUGUGCAGGCCAAUUUGGGAGCUAAAAAUCAUUUGGUGGUUUUACCAGAUGCUGAUAAGAACCAAUUUGUUAAUGCCGUUGUAGGUGCUGCCUUUGGAGCUGCUGGUCAAAGAUGUAUGGCCAUUUCUGUUUUGGUGACUGUAGGAAAAACCAAGGAAUGGGUUUCUGAUGUGGUUGCGGCUGCACGUGAUCUCAAGGUUGGCAGUGGAUUUGAUAGUAAAAGUGAUGUUGGACCUCUUAUUAAUCCAGAAGCCUUGACUCGUUCUCAUGAGAUUAUUGCUGACUCUGUUAAGCAAGGAGCUGAGCUUUUACUUGAUGGUACCAAGUUUGUAGGUGAAGGUGCCUUUAGCAAGGGUAAUUUCCUUGGCCCCACCAUUUUGAGCGGGACCAAGCCAGGGAUUAGAGCCUAUGAUGAGGAGAUCUUUGCCCCUGUCUUGGCUAUUGUCAAUGUAGAAACAUUGGAAGAAGCUAUUCAAGUGGUCAACUCCAACAAGUAUGGUAAUGGUGUCGCUUUGUUCACCAAGUCUGGACCUGCUGCGCAGGCAUUCACCAAGAAUAUUGAGGCUGGCCAAGUGGGUAUUAACGUGCCAAUCCCAGUGCCUUUGCCAAUGUUUUCCUUCACUGGUAACAAGGGUUCCUUCUUGGGUGACUUGAACUUUUAUGGACAAGCUGGUAUCACCUUUUUGACCCAACCUAAGACCAUUACCACUUUAUGGAAGACCGACAACGUUGAAGAGGAAUUGAGACCAUCCACAUCGAUGCCAACUCAACAGUAGCGAAAGAAAAAAGAAAGAAGAAGAAAAUAUAUGUAUUGGGUUAUAGACAAAAAAGAUAUUUUUGG
Molecule: messenger RNA, 1711 nt
Organism: [Candida] anglica
Lineage: Eukaryota; Fungi; Ascomycota; Pichiomycetes; Serinales; Debaryomycetaceae
Source: the annotation of a GenBank genome assembly